This is a messenger RNA of Corticium candelabrum, 1008 nucleotides long. RefSeq lists its product as uncharacterized. NCBI's taxonomy places the organism in Eukaryota, Metazoa, Porifera, Homoscleromorpha, Homosclerophorida, Plakinidae. The record is from RefSeq and is a predicted model, not a curated record. The transcript has 2 exons. The coding region runs from base 121 to 786 and encodes 221 amino acids.
CGUAAGUAAACGGAAACUGAACGGAAACGACGCACUGCAUAUCUCAAGUAGUCAACACACUGUGUUAUCUUUCCGAUAGCAUAUGUAUUGCUUCAUUAGGGUUGAGCCAACACGUGCAUCAUGCUUUAUACGUGCGUCCUACUAGCUUUCCUUUGCUUUUUCUGUGAAAGCAGCCCUGUCACAAAGCGAUGCCCUACUGAAAGAAGGACUGCAAAGAAUGAAAAGACACGAGUUGAACUUUACUCUGUGGCUUCCAGAGGUAAAGUGGCUAUUGCCAGUGACAACAGCAUCACCACAAUUCAUUGGCUGGACAGAUCAGAAUACGAUCUACAGUUUGAGUGGCUCAGGACGAUGAACAAAGGAGGAUUCUAUUUUGUGCUGCGAACAAUGAGUGGGUUGUAUCUUGGUAUUAACGCUGCUGGUUCAGUCGUCCUACAGCUUCACCAAGAUGAAUCUAUUUACUUUACUCAUACAAAUGGCUCGCUGUGUGAGUCCGGCACUACACGCACUACGACCACUUCAUGGAAAUGUCGUGACAACGUGAGCAGCUUUUCUGUGACUCAUUCCACGCUCGAGGCCACAACCGAUGCUAAAAUUGGGACGAGGACGUAUUACCUCGCCAGCUCACUAAGACAGGGAAUUCACGCUAAGAAGUCGAGAACAAGAACCGGCGGCAAGGGAUCGAAACAUUUUAUUCAAAAUAAUUCGGCAAUACAGUUUGUGGUAUGUGGGAAUUGGCAUAACGAACAAUCAAGCUGCUGGUGGACUCCGCAGCCUUCAACCUGAAGUCAGCUUGAGAGCACUACGUAGUAGCAUUUCUAGAGGCGCUGCGGCGAUGUCAUCGCUGUAGUUUUGUAAUUAGUAAAGAGGCCCUUGAUUAAGAGCAUAUUGCAAUGUAAAUAGUACGCACGUGUUGGAUGUUGUAACAUAUUAUUUAUUUAUUAAUGAACAGUAUGUAUAGACGUGACUCAACCGUUGUUUAAAGAGCAUAUUGAUGUACAAUAACAA